Molecule: messenger RNA, 1541 nt
Organism: Seriola dumerili (greater amberjack)
Lineage: Eukaryota; Metazoa; Chordata; Actinopteri; Carangiformes; Carangidae
Gene: cd40
Product: tumor necrosis factor receptor superfamily member 5-like
Exons: 9
Coding region: 28-1017 (329 amino acids)
Biological process (GO): immune response-regulating cell surface receptor signaling pathway; positive regulation of endothelial cell apoptotic process; B cell activation
Cellular component (GO): external side of plasma membrane; CD40 receptor complex
Molecular function (GO): CD154 receptor binding; antigen binding
Source: RefSeq, a predicted model, not a curated record
CUAAGUCAGUGUCUGAGAGCGAGCAACAUGCUGCGACUUCCAACAAAAAUCACUAAGAUGCGUCUAUUGCUGGGGAUGAUGAUUUGCGCUUCUAUGGGGAUGACUGCUGCUCAGCCCCGUUGUGACCCUCUAACUCAAUAUGUGGUGGAUGGCCAGUGCUGCAAAAUGUGUAGUCCAGGCAACCACAUGUUGAGCAGCAGAUCUUGUCAGGAACCUCAAUGCAAAGAAUGUGGGGAGAAUGAAUAUCAAGAUAAAUACACAACUGACAGCAAGUGUCAACGUCAGCCGUACUGUGACGCAAAUAAAAACUUUCGGGCCGCUACCAAUGACAACAAAAAGAAACGAAUCACCUGCAUGUGUAAGGUGGGAUUCCACUGCUCCAGUGAUGCCUGUAUAACCUGUGUGCCGCACACCACCUGUAAACCAGGACACGGGGCUCUGUCCAUAGGAAAUCAGACGCAUGACACAGUGUGUCAGAAAUGUCCCGAAGGAUCAUUUUCCAAUGAGGACUCAUGGAGCAGUGACUGUAAGAAAUGGAAAGAAUGUAAGAAUGGACAACAAAAGGGGACAGACAUAUCUGACAACGUCUGUGUGGAAACUUCACGGCAGCAUAUAGUUGUGGGUGCGGUUGUGGCUGGUGUGAUACUAAUUUUAGCCGGUGUAAUUUUUGGAUGCACAGGAGAUGCAAGAAGAAAGGUUAAGGGCUGUGUUGCAUCAUGUCAUGGAGAAAGAUGGGAGGUACCGAGAGAAACCAGAAUACCAGUGACCCCAGAUGAUGACACUGAUAAAGAGCCCAUGUUUCCUGUGCGGCAGCUCUCACAAGAGGAAAGUAGUACGAGGACACCAGAGGAAAACUUGGAUGAACUGAGCGCGGAGGGGUCCAUGGAUCCUAACCGCACCGAAAAUGGAAACUAUGUGGGGCAGGAGAUGGGGAAAACAGAAACCCUCUCCCGACAGGAAUCACAAACAGAACCACUCCAUCGACAGCUAUCACAAACACAGACGUUUACAGACUGAAAAUGGCCUAAUCCCCAUUCCACCAUUCAUACCGCUUAUCCUAAUAGGGUAGUGAGUGGGACUGUGGUACAAUACCAGCUGACUUUGGGCAAGGGAAGGGUACACCCUGGGCAGGUCGCCAGUCCAUCACAGGAUGGCCUAAACUCCUCAUUGUGAAUAGUAUGUAAAUAUUAAUGUCAGCUGUUGUGUCUCAUAUUUCACUUGUACAUAAUUCACCCAACCUAAAGAUGUAUAUAAGUGUUAACAAGAAACGUAAAUCAUGCUGAAACAAUGUUGUUGUAGUGUAACAAUAAUUGAAGAGUGUGGCGUACUAUAUGACUUAAAUGUAUUAGCUUGGUGCUGACAGCAUUUUGUAGGUUGUGGGCUUUUUUCAGUGUGUGUUUGUAUUGCAUUUUAAUGUAGUGAACAACUUAAUGUACAUUGUGUACACACGACUUCUGUUCAUAUUUGGGCAUGAUACAAAAGUGUAUAACUGCUGUAAUUUUGUAGCAUGUAAUUUAAAAUCUUUUGCAUUAAAAUUUAUU